AUGUUGCAGGUGGAAUCUGCUAGCAAGCGUCUUAUUGAAGCAGCUAAGGAUAUGAGAAGGAAAAACCUGGACAGACUUUGGGUUGUGCCUAUGUAUGGUGCGUUGCCGGCAUCCGAGCAGCUGAAAGCGUUCGAUUCAACAACACAUGGUACCAGAAAAAUUGUUGUUGCCACAAAUAUUGCAGAAACUUCGCUCACUAUACCCGGCGUUGCUUAUGUGAUUGAUUGCGGUUUUGUGAAACUGCGUGCGAUGAAUCGUGAAAAUGGUUUCGAAAGCCUCAUGAAAUUACCUAUUUCUCAAGCAUCGGCGCAACAACGUGCUGGAAGAGCAGGCCGAAUUCGUCCUGGGAAAUGCUAUCGUCUUUACACUCAAAAAGAGUACGAUAAGUUGCUUGUGAAUACGGUGCCGGAGAUGCAGCGAGUAAGUCUCGCACCCGUUAUUCUUCAGCUCAAAGCUUUGGGAAUACACAACGUGUUGCGUUUCAAUUAUUUGUCGGUAAGCUUUUCUUGUAAAAUAUGUAGCACAUCUUAA
Gongylonema pulchrum is the source of this 531-nucleotide messenger RNA. The record is from the annotation of a GenBank genome assembly. Lineage: Eukaryota; Metazoa; Nematoda; Chromadorea; Rhabditida; Gongylonematidae.